GCUUGGUCCGAUCUCAUGCAGUGGGCCGAGUAUCAUCACUCCUCCAUCAUCAACGCGACGCUCGCGUGCUACAUCCACAAGAAGGACUUCGUCCCCGAUGUCACGAACAAGUACCUGCUUCAGCUCUCGCUCAACUACAUCAACGACCCCUCGCUCCCGGUCGAGAAGAAGUUCGAGUUGCGUGGAGCGCACUUUUCUUCCAAGGACGAGCCUCUCUGCGCACCGCUUUACAAGGUGGUCUUCGCCCAGCGUCCUGCGGCGGUCGAGAUAGGCAAGAUGGAGAUGGGCAGGAAGCUGUACUGGGGCACCGGCGCUUACCUCCUCAUGGCGCGCUUCCGUCCCGACCAGGUCCAGUUCGGUACGGACGGCAUCCCUUUCUGGAAGCACUUUGGAAUCGACGCUCUGCAUGCGAUGGCGAGGCCUGCAUGCCGCAACCCUCUGGACCAGCUCGAGGAGAACCUGAUGGAGGGUCUUAAGAUGAAGUUCUGC
Dichomitus squalens LYAD-421 SS1 is the source of this 489-nucleotide messenger RNA. RefSeq lists its product as uncharacterized. The annotation marks the transcript as partial. The transcript has a single exon. The record is from RefSeq and is a predicted model, not a curated record. Lineage: Eukaryota; Fungi; Basidiomycota; Agaricomycetes; Polyporales; Polyporaceae.